AUGGUGUCCGGAGGAAUGGCUUGUGUCAAAUACCUUUUAUUCCUUUUCAAUCUUAUAUUUGCAAUAACCGGAAUCGUGUUUAUUGCCGUUGGAGCGGUCAUUCUGGCUAUGUAUAAUGACUACAGUAAUUUUAUGGAUAAUUGGUUCUUCGCUGCACCUGUUUUGAUGAUUGCCAUUGGGAUUACAGUCUUCCUAGUAUCCUUUUUCGGAUGCUGUGGAGCAGUAAAAGAACAUCAUUGCAUGAUAAUUACCUUCUCAGUGAUGUUGCUUCUGCUGUUCGCUCUGGAGCUCGGCGCAGGUAUCUGCGGCUACAUGAUGCGCAAUGAAGUUGGAAAAAUGUUGCACGCUCGUCUAAACAACACCAUGCCCCUGUACAAGUCGGAUUCAAAGAUCCAGAAGUCUUGGGAUGUUAUGCAGCACGAUUUCAAAUGCUGUGGUAUUGGAGGAUCUGGAGACUGGGCUAAUUUAUACCCCAACACUGAAUUACCAAACUCGUGCUGUCAUGAAGUUGCAUACAACCAAAAGUGUGAUUCAAACUCAAUAACUGUUAGUACUGAGGGAUGUAUGAAUAAAUUAAAAAGCGCUAUUGAAGACAAAGCAGUUAUUCUUGGAGGCGUUGGUAUUGGUAUAGCUCUUGUUCAGUUAAUUGGAGUUAUAUUCGCUUGCUGUCUAGCUCGAUCGAUUCGUCGUGAAUAUGAGACUGUGUAA
Molecule: messenger RNA, 708 nt
Organism: Cotesia congregata
Lineage: Eukaryota; Metazoa; Arthropoda; Insecta; Hymenoptera; Braconidae
Source: the annotation of a GenBank genome assembly